Messenger RNA from Phragmites australis (common reed), 4366 nucleotides. RefSeq lists its product as uncharacterized. NCBI's taxonomy places the organism in Eukaryota, Viridiplantae, Streptophyta, Magnoliopsida, Poales, Poaceae. The record is from RefSeq and is a predicted model, not a curated record. Bases 2969 to 4027 code for a protein of 352 amino acids. The transcript has 3 exons.
ACCGCAACGCCGCCUCCCCUUCUCCCUCUUCUCGCCCCAGUUGUUGCCUCCUCACCGUCUCCUUCCAGGCGCCGCCGCCGCCUCCUCGGCCCCUCUGGCCGCAGCAGCUAGCCUCCCCGCUUGGCUGCCUUCCAGUUCCUGUCCGCCGCGCGGUCGCCAGCUCCCUGUGCGGCAGCACCAUGGCUGGAGGCAUGCUGUCGUCGGCACCUUCCAUGGCGCGAGAGGGCGUGGGCUGUGCCACUGGAGACGCCAGGGCUGAGAUCGUGGCUGGCUGCCCCCCUCCUCUCGCAACGCCUCGGUUCGCCGGUGACUCAACGGCGGGUCGCAUGCAUUUCAGGUCAUCUCGCACGAUAAUACUCUGUUUUACGCACAAUUAAAGCAUUAGGGCUGUUUGGGAGCCCACAAUCCCUGCCUAAUCCACGUAGGUGGGACGGGAGGGUCAGAAACCACCUGGAGCAAUAUAAUUUUUUUUGGCUUCUUUCCCCUGCUGCCCUCCCUCCCGCUCUCGCCCGUCUCCGCCUCCGAGACUCCGACCACCGCCUGCUCCCGCUCCGGCUCCCGCCCCUGCAACCACCACCGCCACCUCUCACUUCUCUCCGGCUUCCUCCACUACCACCCUCCCCGCACCUUCUUCCUCUGUCACCGCCAUCGUCUUCGUCCCCGCCAUUGUUUGCCCUCCAUCCCGAAAGCUUGGCCUAUCUCCGACCACCUCUUCUUCACCAAGGUUCAGGUGGUACGGUUCUGUUCUUUUCAAGAAACGUGAUUUUCUUGAAUCAAGAAACCUUAUUUCUUGUUAUACCAUUGUUCUUCCCCUCUUUUCUUAAUUGCUUAGUGGCUGUUUGUUCCCAACAAACAUGAUUUUCUUGAAUCAAGAAACCUUAUUUCUUGCUAUAUCCUUGUUCUUUCCCUCUUUUCGUAAUGGCGUAGUGGCUGUUUGUUUCCACCUUCUCUUCUCCAAGGUUCAGGUUCAUGAUUCUCUUGAAUCAAGAAACCUUAUUUCUUGCUAUAUUCUUGUUCAGUUGUUCUUUCCAUCUUUUCGUAAUGGCUUUGUGGCUGUUUGUUCCUAGGAAUGGGGCAAGUUUUGUCUACUGAUUGGCUUCCAAAAAUUAAAAAAAAAGUUUUGUCUACUGCCGAGUCGACAUAGAGAAGGAGAGGGAAGAAGCGAGCUCAAAGCUUCUGGAAGUGGUUUUGGAGCUUCAUCUCCUCUUUUUUCUGGAAGAAACAUCACGGAAAGACGAAUUUCUGAGGUAAACCAUGCUUCUUCUCUGUUCUCUUUUUCACAACGUUUUGUCUGAAGAAACAUUUACAAUUUGAGUGCAUCCCUAUAGAAGGGUUUACAUGUUUACAUAUUCAGAAUGAAAAUAAGCCUAAAAAACAAGCAUUAGCUGCUACGUAAGCAAGACUGACAUAAAUCCGACAAUAUAACAUGAAGACGUUUCAGAUGUUCCUGCAAUAGCCUAGAAGCCAUCUGAAAGUGUUCCCCUUGUAUAGAUCCUUGCUCUGUAGACCUGUCCAAUACUUGAGAAUUAUAUAUACCUUAUAAAAAAAACAAUUUUAGGAAUCACAUGUAUUAGCAUGAUUGAAACAUCUGUCAUUUCGAACUAGCCAUGUUGCCCACCAAGCUGCCGCCAAGCCAACCCAGUGACAUUCAGAAGCUCCUGGGAGCAACUUAUGCGCCCAACUGAAAUAUUCUCUCAAGCUGCUGCCCUCCAGAAAAAUUCAGCAAUCGGACAUUGAAAAAAACUAGUGUUCCAUACUUCCCAAACCUCCACAAAAGUAGCAGCUAUUCACUCCAAACCACCCUUUUCUCAGCAAAUUGUCCAAAGUCAGAGUUGCAUUUUUGCUUAUCAGCCACAUAAAAAACUUGUUCUUCAAACGUAUCUUCAGUUUCCAGAGAAGAGUAUAUAACUUUAUUCUCUGACCUUCAUUUAAAUGACUAUAUAACGAUUUGACAGUGUAUGUACUUCUUGUAGUAUGCUUCCACAUUGAAUAUCAUCUUCAUCUGAUAAUUGCUGACGUCGACAUAACUGUGAUAUCUGUUGUAACUGUACAAUAUGUUCUGCAUCUAAAACCCUUCUGAAAAGAAUUUGCUAUUGAUCAGAUAGUACCAAAUCCACUGUAUCUUUAGUUCGUUGAACUAUAGCAUAAACACCAGGAUAUAAAACAGCCAAAGGACUGUCAAUUACCCAUGAACCUCGCAGAAACGAAUUCUGGUUCCAUUACCUAAUUUCCAUGUGCAUCCUUUAUACAAACUAUCUCUCAAACUCAGCAAAGCAUCCAAACAAGGUGAAUCAGAAGCUUUAUUCUGAAUUUGGAAACAUGACUGACCUUUCAAGUAUUUGGCUUCUACUAUAUGUCUCCAUAACCCUUUUCCAUUUUGGCUCUUAAAUAACCAUUUACAUAAAAGACUGUGAUUCUUUUUCUCCAAAUCUUUGAUUGCAAGACCACCUGAGAUAUUGAAAUGCGUAUCUUAGACCAUUUUACCAAAAGAUACAUUCUUCUUAUCCUGAUUUCCUUGCCACAAAAGUACUUUUUCUCAUGAUACCAAUCUUAUGUCUCACUGUUUUUGGCAUCUUGUACAUUGACAUCAUAUAGGUUGAUAUAGAACUUAGACAUGAUUCCAGUAAUAUUGAUCUUCAUCCCUGAGAUAAUUGUCCUUCCUUCUAAGUAGACAGUCUCUUUGUUUCUUUAGCUAAUAAAAAUUGCCAGUCUUCUACUGAUAGCCUUCUUGCUGAUAGUGGAACUCCUAAGUGUUUGAAUGGAAAAGGUUCAAUGUUGCAAUUGAAUAGCUCUGUCAUCAUUUCUAUCCUCUGAGAAUCCUCCCCCAAAUAUAUAAUGGUGCUUUUCUGAUAAUUUAUUUUAAGCCCUGUCAUCCUUUCGUGUGUGUAUCAUCAGUUUGAUGUUUGUUGCCAUUUCUAUGUUAUCUUGAAAAGCCAGAACUAAUCCCACAACCAAACCUUGCUCAUAAAUGUGGGACAGUACUAUGUUUCUCAACUUCAUCAGUCACAAUAUACAGGUGGCUCAAUUUUACUCGGACAACCAUCCUCACAUUGUUUGUGAGCAUGGAAGGCAUAAGUUCACUUCAAUGAUGUCAUUCUUAGGCGGAAAGGAUAUGUUGAAAUCUGUUGAUGUUCCUGGGACGAACACUCAAAUAAAAGUCACACAGGAAGUCCUUAGGAGACUUCUGGUCGGAAUGUUUGUCCGCUGUCAACAUUUGCACUCCGAGGGCAAAACGCUUGAGGGAUGCUUCUCAGCUGAUAAUAUGUUUGUUCCAGAUCAGGAUGUAUUUAUGAUACCAUACAUUGAGGUGAAAUUAGAUUCCCUCCGUAUGGAAGCGUUCAAGCCUUAUACAGACGAAGGAGGAGACAAGGACCUCAUGAAGUUGGGUGUGAUAGUUGAGGAUGUCAUCCUUUCCUCGGAAACAGAAUUGCCUGCUGAUUUGAAGCAACUAUUUGUGUUACUGCGCACUGAGCCUAUCAAAAACAAAAAUCUGAUUUACUGUCAUGUGAGUCUCAAGGGACCAAGGGGGAAGCUGUCACACUUCAUGUGGUUGUACAAGAGGCUAACGUACUUGCAAAAGAAAGUGCCCAGCAAGUAUGAGAAGAUCAUGCUAAAAUUCAAAGAUGAUAAAGAUAACUGGAGAAAAAGAGCUAACAGAAACAAAUUUCUGGCCAAACUUCGUCCUUUUAACACCUGCGGUCGAGGCGGUUAUUCCAAACAUGGGAAAGGCCUAAGUCGUUUCUACAGAAAUUCUGUAGAACAUUUGCUUAAGAUGUUUGAUGACAAUAACCCAAACUCAGGGACAAAACCUGAAGAACAUGAAAAGAAGGCCCAUCCAGCAUCACCUGUUGAAGAAGAAGAGCUUGAAGACUAUCAUAUUGCCAUUAUUUUGACACAAGCAUUUCCAGAAUUCUUAGGUGAUCUACAGGAGGCGUUCCAUGAACAAAAUGAGCUUCAAAGGUUCAAUACCGAAGAUACAGUGCCCCUUCAAAAUGCUGCUCCUGCUGUUGCAACCUCAGAAUGUUGAACCAAAAGGAAGGUGGAAUGAGCUGGUUGAGAUUGUACCGUCAGCUUUGGUGCUGUUCGGCUCACAGAAACUACCGCCAAAACAUGGGAUCACAUCAUUCCAUUCCAUCCAUUCAAUUACACCAGCUCCAAGAAUCCUCAUGUUCCAUUUGCUAACUGUUCCUUCGAAGUGGUAAAUACAGAAGGGCAUGUUUGUAGGUUGCCUAGCUUUGUUGUGGAAAAAAAAUCUGUACGUAACUCUGGCAAAUAUUGCUUGUAAAAGAAAGAUAUAAACCUCCCUCUGUUACAAAUUCCCCCAAAUGUUAGUAACACAUUUUUUGCUAAUAUAGGUUUUCCUCUG